Molecule: messenger RNA, 4784 nt
Organism: Python bivittatus (Burmese python)
Lineage: Eukaryota; Metazoa; Chordata; Lepidosauria; Squamata; Pythonidae
Source: RefSeq, a predicted model, not a curated record
GGAAGACGGCGAGAGAGGUCUCUCAGCCGAAGGGCGGGAGAAACGAAGCGGGGCAAGAAAGCUCGGGGAGCUGCCGCGGAGGAAAGAAGGGCGCAGCCGGGGCCCCGCCAAGAAGCCAUUCAGCCUGCCUGCGUGCCUGCCCCGAAGGAGACUGGCAGGUGGGACGGGGGGCGCCGAGAAGAAACCUUUCCGGAGGACAAGAUGGAAAAAAGAAGGGAGCGGGAGAUGUCUUGGAUUUUAUGUAUGGGCAGGAGGAGGCAGUAAUGGAAGAGGGAGCUGUGACAGGAGAAUGAAGGUGGAAAGAGAGGGAGAAUUUGAACGGAUAGAAGAAAAAACAAAAGGAGCACAGUAGGAAGACGCUGAUUAGAGACGUGGUGGUAUCUUCAUCUGCUGGCUAAUUGUGUGUGAGGCAACUGAAUGAAGUAGCUAUCCCAAAAGGAGGAGGAAAAACAUUUACAGAAGAGGCAGAAAUACUUGGAGGAUGUCUAUGAUCAAUGCCUUGCCAUUUUUCAAAACCCUUUAUCUCAGACCUCCACAGAACUCCCUUGGGCGCCAGCGCCGACACACUCUUCCUGCAAGUGAAUUCAGGUGCCUCACACCUGAAGAUGCCAUUGGGGUGUUUGAAAUUGAGAGAGAAGCCUUUACUUCAGUGUCGGGAGACUGCCCCCUCCAUCUGGAUGAGAUUCACCAUUUUCUUAACCUGUGUCCUGAGUUGUCACUUGGCUGGUUUGAAGAAGGCCAACUAGUUGCUUUCAUUAUUGGCUCCCUCUGGGACCAGGAAAGACUCAGCCAGGAUGCGCUGACCCUACACAAGCCCCAUGGCACUACAGUCCACAUACAUGUUCUGGCAGUACACUGCACUUUCCGCCAGCAAGGCAAAGGGUCCAUCUUGAUGUGGCGCUACCUACAGUACCUAUGCUCCCUGCCCUAUGUGCGUCGAGCCACACUGAUGUGCGAGGAUUUUCUCAUUUCCUUUUAUUCUAAGUGUGGCUUUAAAGUGCUAGGUCCCUGCGAGAUCACUGUUGGUUCACUAAAUUUCAUUGAGAUGAACUAUGCUAUUCAGGCUCAUGCCUUCAUGCGCAGAAAUAGUGGCUGCUGAAAUGACAUCUCCCCUUCCUAUUCAUUUCCAGCAAUCUGGCUAGAAAACAAAAUAUUUCCUGAGAUUCUUAGCCCUUCAGAUGGGGCUGAAGUCUAGUGAAUCAAGGAAGUCCUGAAAGGUAAGGCCCUGGUUGUACAUGAAUAUAAGAGCCUUCUAAUUCAGCAGUAUCAAGCAAGUGAACCUACACAGACUGAAAAGGAGGAACUGAUAGAUCCCACCCUUUGGAACUUUCACCAUAAUUACUCUAUGACGAUUAAGAGAUCUACAACUGAUCAUGCACUGUAGGCUGCUAUCAUUACUGCAAUCAUUGCAUUAUAACAAAAAUGUUAAGAUUACCAGCAAGGCUGCCUUUAAAAAUUAUCGCUAAGCCUCAGACAUUUCUCUUACUUGUGUGAAGCACUGUUGGUCUGGUUCUCACAUAAGGGUAAUGGAGUUUGGUGUUUUGUGCCUUAGCUUGAUGUGAGAACUAGGCCAUUGUGCACUGCAUUCAGCAAACCAUGGGAAAAAGGUCUUAGGUUAGCACUGUGUGAAUAUAAUGACUGUAAAUGCAAUAAGGAAUAAUGCCCUAAUCCAUCUAUUUUUCUCAAAAUUUAAACUAUGAAAGCAGCAAAACAUGGUAGCUGCUUGUAGUUCUAGCUACUAAGAUUUAGUACUAAUAGUCAUGAGUACUGGAGAGAUUCAUUAUAAAUUAUGCAUUUUGCAAUUCAUGUUUCAUUCAUAAAUAACAGCUCUAUUUACAAGAGGGGUUCAAUUGCAGUGUGAUCUCAUUGGUUACCUUCACUUUUAUAGUAUUCAAUCAACUAAGUGUAUUUACACAAAUAUUACUGUAAGUUACUGUUUUUUGUUCAUUGGAGAGCAAUUCUAUGCUUUGUUAUGCUGAUUGGUUUUAUGUAAUUAAAGGUAUGUGAUUUCAUAUAUUUUAUAAAUAUAUGCUGCCUCAGUGAUAAAGCCAUGAGACUUCCUUCUUAGCAGAAUUCCUGCCAAUACUUCAUCAUUUAAUUGUCCCUUAUUGCAUAUGCUUUGAUGUGCACUGAGUUCUACCUGUGAACAUCCCUAUGACACUGGAUAGAAGAGAAAAUAGUUAUACAGUAUGUGUGUGUGUAUAUACCUCAUUGUUCAGACCAUUAGUUGUGAGUAAAAGGACACGCUUGUGUGUAUAACUUUUUCAUUUAAAGCCAGGUCAUCUACUUGCCCGCCAUUCUGUUGACUUUAGAAAACCAGUAGUAAUUUUCUGUCUCUAAAAAUGAGGUUGAUAAUGAACCUGAGGUCCAGAGAUCAGGCAGUGGAGUAAAGCAAGGGCCAGUGUGUUAUGCCAUCUAUUCAGCCGUAAUACUUUUAAUUUGCAUGAUAUAAGUCAUAGUACAUGACGGCCUCCACAAUGAUAGAAAGCUGGAAAAGUAUUGGAAAAGUAUUCUUUUAGAAAUGUAGCAAAAACUAGUCAAUCAGAGGUUUGCAAAACAUUUUGAGUUCAAAAGGGAGGGUUCCAAACUUGAAGUAGCCAUAUUUUGAAUUCAAAACAAGUCAGAUUGCUUUGUACCAUUGUUCGAAUUUUUAAUUUUCAGUUUUCACUAUAAUCAGAUGUAGGUAUGGGUAUUUUCUGGUGCAAGCUGAUCUACUGGUUACAACUGCAGUAGAAAUAAAAGCUGAACCAAGGAGGAAGCUAUACAUUCUGCCUUCCUUAUGAACAGAGCAGAUGCCUAUUUUUCUUUUAAUAGUGUGGGACUAGGAAGAGGCUCCUUAUUAACGCAGUAUAAACAUAUCUACUCAAACAAGCACUGCUAAAUUCAAUGAGAUUCGCUCCAAGGAAAACGUGUAGCAGUUCAAAUUUAUAACACAUCGUCUAUAAUUAAUGACUAAUUAUAAAGUAGUUGCAUGUUUGAAUACAUUACUUGGUCAGUCUUGUGCAUAGGAAAAUAAGGUUCUUGCCAUUGAACAAGGAAGCAUUCCCCAAAUGCUAUUGUGUGUGCCAUUUACCACUUGCCAGGUCAGCAAAUAAAUGUCUUUUUUUCCUAAUGUGUUCUUGCUUUUUUUCCCCCUCCUUAUAUCAUGAUGUAAUCAAAUCAGACCAUGACAUUUAUUGGGAAGUUAUUUUAUACAGUACAGGCAGGUUGAGAUUGUGGAGGUGAUGGUAACAAUUAACUUCCAUUACUCAGUCACUCCACAGGUACAUGGUACCGAUAAUUAACAAAGUUCCAAGAGCAAGGAACAGGAAUGCUUGAAAAAAUUACUAGUGAGACAGUAGAUACACUAGACACCUGAAUGACAGCCACAGAGCUUUGUGAAAAUGCAUGUAUUGUAUCAUAAUGGCACUUUUGUGAACAUAAUUGUCAGUCUAAGAUUUGCAAGGAACAAUAGUGCAAUGCAGUUUAAUGAAUUCAGAGGGAAAUGACAAGCUUUAACCAGUUUUGAGACCAAGUGGAAUACAGGAAUUAACCAUUAAUAUUCUUUGGGCGUGAAGAAAUGAUUAUCAAACCCAUCUCUAAUGAAAAGUGGAUAAAGGGUGUUAAUUGGGACACAUUGUUCACUUUCAUCAAAGGAACAGUCUAAUAUUUACACAUUAGUGACAAAGUUAUAGAAAAAAACUUUCUCAGCCAAAGGUUCUAAUAAAUUACCAGUAAUAGUACAGGAAGAUUUUAGAAUGCUUUGUUGCUCUAGGCAAAAUGGUGAGUCAGAAUCCUAAAUUAACACUGCUAUGUAGCUACAUCAUGUUCCCUGGGAUGAUGUGCCUCCAACUUCAAUACUUCUAAUUUGGAAAAAGUUAGAAAUACACACAUACCCCUCAUAGAAUUUAAACUCAUUUAUUUAGACCAAAAAUAUAUAUUUUUUACACUUCUCAUGUUGUCACUAGAGAGUCUGCUUGCCUUCCCUCCUUUUUAGAAGGGAAUUAUACUUCAAGUGUACUUUUAAAGAAAUUCCAGGUUGCUGCAUUAUCAACCCAAUGUAAAUAUUGGAAAAACUACCCGCAUUUCUUACUGAGGACAAGCUGCCUUUAAAAGCAAUAUUCUUGGCCAGAAAGUAUUUGACUCUAGUGACAUAUAGAGAUUGUGAACAUAAAACAAGAAUUUGCAUAUAAAAAUGCCCCUUGUACAAAAAGAUGGGGUUUCUUUUCACAGUACACUUCCUAGUACCACAAAAAGGCACUAAGGCAGGGAGGACUGCCACAAGGUCCAAGCACCAUAUUGUGCCAAAAGGCAUUGGAAAGGAACCCCCAAACCAUAAUUUGCAUAAAAAGCAGGGACUUCAAGUAGGAGAACACAGAGACAGGCAGAUAGUCAAUGGAAGCAGUUCAACAGGAUGUCUAAUCACUCAUACAGUCUUUGAAAGUCAUUGUCUGCCUGACCUCCAUCUCACAAAUGACCAAUCAGUCCCACAGAUGAAGGAUGUCUGGAUUCUUUGCCAGUUCAUCAAAAAGAAACUUGACCUCGAAGGCUGAGCUCAUGUCUGAGAAGGAUUUCAGGGUCAAAGCUUUACAGAGACUGACUUCUGAUGCAAGGCACCUGAGUGGGAAUUGUUCUGAUAACACAACCUCUGGUUUAUUUGGGUUGAAGAUACUCAUAACUCUCCUAGUAAUGAUUAAUUGAGGUUUAGGAUUGCCACAGAGUUAUACCUGGUUAUAUUUUACUCUGUAUAUCCAGAAGAGUAAACACCUUACAAAAGUUGGCAGGGGCUACCCACUUGCUCUGCU